Molecule: messenger RNA, 969 nt
Organism: Peromyscus maniculatus bairdii (prairie deer mouse)
Lineage: Eukaryota; Metazoa; Chordata; Mammalia; Rodentia; Cricetidae
Product: olfactory receptor 52D1-like
Biological process (GO): G protein-coupled receptor signaling pathway
Cellular component (GO): plasma membrane
Molecular function (GO): olfactory receptor activity; G protein-coupled receptor activity
Source: RefSeq, a predicted model, not a curated record
AUGAAGAAGAAUCUAAGACAUCUAGCGCUUGUUAUGUCUGUCUACAAUAAGUCUGAUGUCCAUCCCUCAACCUUCAUUCUCAUUGGCAUUCCUGGAUUGGAGGCAGCACACAUGUGGAUCUCCAUUCCCUUUUGUGUGGUCUACAUUUUGGCACUAGUGGGAAACUGUUCUCUUCUGUUCAUCAUCAAGACAGACGUCAGCCUCCAUGAGCCAAUGUACCUCUUCCUCUGCAUGUUGGCAGUGGCUGACCUUGUGGUGUGCACUACAGCUGUUCCGAAACUUCUCAGUCUCUUCUGGUUUCAUGAUGGAGAGAUUUCCUUUGAAGCUUGCCUCACUCAGGUCUUCCUGAUUCACUCUUGCUCAACCAUGGAGUCUGGCUUUUUCUUGGCCAUGGCAUUUGACCGUUAUGUAGCCAUUUGUAACCCAUUAAGACACUCAGCUAUUUUGACACACACUGUAACCGGAAAGAUAGGUCUAGCUGUUGUCCUUCGGGGACUAGCCCUUCUCAGUCCUCACCCUUUCUUGCUAAGUUGGCUUCCUUAUUGUAAGACCAACAUAAUUUCUCAUACUUAUUGUGAGUUCAUGGCCCUCAUCAAGAUUGCCUGUGCUGAGACAUCCAUCCGCAGAGCUUACAGUCUCGUUGUUGCCUUCCUCACUGGGGGUGUUGACUUCAUACUCAUCAUUUGUUCUUAUGUCCUUAUACUCAACACUGUCUUCCACCUUCCUUCCAAGGAUGCCAGACUCAAGACUCUGAGCACCUGUGGAUCACAUGUUUGUGUCAUCUUAGUGUCGUAUACCCCUGCCUUCUUCUCCUUCCUCACCCACAGGUUUGGGCAUAAAGUGACACCCAAAGUGCACAUAUUUGUGGCCAAUAUCUAUCUUCUUGUACCACCUAUGGUGAACCCCAUUAUUUAUGGAGUAAGGACCAAGAACAUAAGAAACAGAUUUCUCAAAGUAUUCAGGUUUUGA